AUGAGUACCAGCAGUACCGCACAACCACCACCAUCCUCCCCCGUUGCCGCCGAGCCGCCCGUCUCAUCCCGACCUCUCGUCGACCUCGAGCACCAUCUUUGGCAAGAAGACCUCAACGAGUACAUCGCCCUCGGCACCUACGGCCUUGUCGGCCUCGGCGCAUGGGCUGCCACUCGCGGCGGCAGCGACGCCAAGAAGGCUGACGACUCGAAGCUCGACAUUACCAGCCAGACGGACGACAAGGAGAUGAUUGCGUUCAUUGAGAACUUUAUCAACAACGAGGAGCACAAGGCAAAGUCGGCGGGCGGUCACUGA
Messenger RNA from Rhodotorula toruloides NP11, 315 nucleotides. RefSeq names its product protein of unknown function DUF2611. The transcript is spliced from 4 exons. The record is from RefSeq and is a predicted model, not a curated record. NCBI's taxonomy places the organism in Eukaryota, Fungi, Basidiomycota, Microbotryomycetes, Sporidiobolales, Sporidiobolaceae. The coding region runs from base 1 to 315 and encodes 104 amino acids.